GACUGUUCAGCGUUCAACACGUCACGUCACAUCUCAAAAUUUCAACCGACGUCGGUCGCGUCGAAAGAAAACACCAUCCAAUCCGCCUUCGAAAUCAUUAUCGACGGCGUCCUUCUAUCCUUCCAUACCCGCCCUCCGAAACCUGCAAUAUCCGAUCGAAUUGAACGGAAAAGAUCUGUCAAAACAUAUUUCGAAUACGUUCAACGGUCACUAUUAAUCCAUCACAAUGCCCGCCAGCCUCGACAGCCAGAGGCUGGAAGCCGUCUUCCAGUCGCGGCCAGACAUUCUACAGGGCAUUCAGAAAGCAGCUGACACUCCCGCCCGAGUCGCACUAUUCAACAACAUCGCAAGCUUCGUCCACGAGCAGAUCAACGGCCCAGAGCCCGUAUCGAAACGCAGACGGGUAGACGAGGGUCCCACGAACGGUUUCAAGGCGACGAACACGAAUGGCACGUUUGCAAAAGCCGCGCCCAAGAGCUCCGGCACCGGCAAUGCGGCUGACGAAGAGGUGCUCCUCGAGAUCAAGGAAAUCUCCGUCUCAGUGCCGCAGCGCAAAAAGUACGACCUCUGCUUCACGGCCAAUCACCUAUACGCUCGCGCACCGAACACCACCGCCCCUGUAGAGGGCAUUACCUACGCCUGGGAAGACAUCGAAUACGCCUUCUACCUCCCCGUACCCGAAAAGACCCAGGUGCAACACAACUACGUGCUGUUCCCCCGCGGGACAUGCCUCCCGACAAAGACGGCACCCGAGAAGGAAGCGCUGGUGUUUACGGUGCCAUCCACGCCGCCCAAGCAGGGCACCAUCGGCGGGCCGAGGGCGAACGCAGCAUCAACCGUCUCCGACACCUACCGCGCCCUCUUUGACUGGGCGCUGACGACACAUCUCAGCUCCGCUGGCAACCGGGCCGAAAUCGUCGCGGCGGACCCCAGCAAGUUCCACAGUCUCGUACGCCAGCCGCAUAGACCGAACGAGAAGGCGGUGCACGUCAAGGCCUUCCGCGGGUCCAAGGACGGAUACCUUUUCUUCCUGCCCAACGGUAUCUUCUACGGCUUUAAAAAGCCUCUCGUCUUCCUGCCCAUCGACCGUAUCGUGGCCGUGAGCUACACGAGCGUCCUGCAGCGCACCUUCAACAUAGUUGUCGAGGUCUUCACCGAAGGCGACGCGACCGAGGAGAUUGAGUUUGGCAUGCUGGACCAAGAGGACUACGGCGGCAUCGACGAGUCGUACGUCAAGCGCCACGGGCUGCAGGACCGGAGCAUGGCCGAGCAGAGGAAAGCCAAGAUGGAGUUGACGGAAAACCUGAAGGCGAAGAAGGGUGCGGAUGCUGAGGCUGGUGCAAACGGCGACACCGACGCCAACGGCAUGACGGAGCUAGAGAAGGCCCAUCUCGAGGCGGAGCAGGCUCUCCAGGAAGACGAGGAUGAAGACGAGGAGGACUACGACCCCGGUAGUGAGGGUGAGAGUGAAGGCUCGGGGUCGAGCGACGAUGACGAUGACGACGACGACGACGACGACGAUGAUGAGGCUGAAGAGGAUGAUGAGGACGAGGAGAUGAACGAAAAGUAGAUGGAUCGGGUUGGCUAUAUACAACGCAUCGAGUCUUGGUGAGAAAUCGGCUGAGGAAUAGGACCUGGCUAUACUAAGGCCAAUGACCCGGAGCACGACGACAUCCUGAACAAUUGUACGAUAGACACCUCGGUCAUUGAACAGUGAUGGCCGAGGAAUUUUUAUUUGUGGUGGAG
Molecule: messenger RNA, 1746 nt
Organism: Colletotrichum destructivum
Lineage: Eukaryota; Fungi; Ascomycota; Sordariomycetes; Glomerellales; Glomerellaceae
Product: Putative PH-like domain superfamily protein
Exons: 3
Coding region: 227-1570 (447 amino acids)
Molecular function (GO): nucleosome binding; histone binding
Source: RefSeq, a predicted model, not a curated record